CAAACUCAUUUCAAGCACAACAGAAGAAAAAAGCCAAUACACAUUUGAUUCCUUUACUUCUGAAACUGCAUUUUCUCCAGUACUAGAGCUAGACUAAUAUCAGAUGGGCGGAGGAGGAGAGCACCACCACGCCGACGGCGGAGAUUUUAGGGCCAAGGUAUGGAGCAUGACGGGUGGGCCCAACUGCCGCCCCAAGCACUGGAAGCGCAACACUGCUUUCGCCAUGGUUGGCAUCGUCCUGAUCUGUAUUCCCAUCGCCAUCAAAUCUGCCGAGCUCGAGCGACGCCCACAUCUUCCAGUUCGUCCAAUUCCCUCGCAGAUUUGGUGCAAGAAUUUCGGGAACAAGGACUACUAAUAUUAUGUAAUAAAGUGUUUGUAAUUCAACAAUGAGAAUCACAUUGCAUUUUGUAAUAACUUCUGUUUGCUAUAUUUUCGGGAUUCUUUUAAUUGUGAUGAAACAAGUCACUCUGAGAAGUCUGUGCUUGAUCGAAUAAGAUUGGACUUGGUUUGGUUGCUUCUUCAUUUGUUGUUCAGUUUAAUGGUAGAAACUGUAAGGCUUUUAUUUUGCUGCAA
Erythranthe guttata (spotted monkey flower) is the source of this 573-nucleotide messenger RNA. RefSeq lists its product as uncharacterized. Lineage: Eukaryota; Viridiplantae; Streptophyta; Magnoliopsida; Lamiales; Phrymaceae. The record is from RefSeq and is a predicted model, not a curated record.